Messenger RNA from Neospora caninum, 1962 nucleotides. RefSeq names its product putative ubiquitin-like domain-containing CTD phosphatase 1. The coding region runs from base 1 to 1962 and encodes 653 amino acids. The transcript has 8 exons. Gene Ontology annotation, cellular component: nucleus. Lineage: Eukaryota; Apicomplexa; Conoidasida; Eucoccidiorida; Sarcocystidae. The record is from RefSeq and is a predicted model, not a curated record. Gene Ontology annotation, molecular function: phosphoprotein phosphatase activity.
AUGACGGAGUCGGAAAAGCACGGCGGUGAAGACGAUCGUGCUUCCUCAGUCGAGCGCCGCCAAGCGUCUUCCGGAGAGUCGCCAUCUGGUUCGCAGCCUUGUGACUCUCCCUUCUCUUCUCCCUCUCCCUUCUCUUCUCCCUCUCCCUUCUCUUCUCCCUCUCCCUUCUCUUCUCCCUCUCCCUUCUCUUCUCCCUCUCCCUUCUCUCCUCUCGGCCCUCAGUGCGACGCCUCCAGCGCCGCUUCCGAGGCGAUGUACCCGCGGGCGGGCCAUUCCUUGGUGGAGACAAAGAGGAGGCGAGAAGACACUGCAGGCGAGAAGGACUGCGCAGAAACCGACUGUUUCGUGGAACUCGAGCACUCCGAGAGGGAAGCGGGCGCAGACGAAUGCACAGCCCUCCCGGCAGACCUCGCGAGGGGAGGAAGACGUCGCGUCUCCCUUAAACAGUUGAAGACAGCUGACGGGCAUCGGGCAAUGGACUCGCCAGGGCUGCGCCCGUGCUCGCAGGACGACGCCGCGACGGGGGACAGUCCCCGCGAAGGGGACAGUCGAACUUCGCCGCGAGGAGACACCUCAGACGUCGCGCUGGAUCGCUCGGGGAGACGCGCGAGCAAAGAGGGCGAAGACGCGACAGAUGCACCAGAGAGCGGAGCGUCUUUCGCUGGCGAAGAGAAGCGAGACCCAGACCCCUCGACGCGUGGAGCUGCGGAGACGGACAAGCAGAUCCCUCCUGGUGCAGAAAGCAAAGCCGAUGAAGCCGCGAUCGCCGAUGCCGCAGCAGGGGAAAGGCCGUGCAGCGCGCUCCCUCGAGUGUCCACUGACGCUUCCUCUUCCGUGCCGGCUCUCGACAUCGUAGCAGACGACGACGCGGAGGAGGAAGAAGAAGACCUCGGAGAAGUCCUGGUGGUGAACGUGAAGUGGGGAGGAAAAAUGUACGACGUGCCGCUCUCGCUGCCCGACUUUGAGUGCUUCUCGCUCGGCGACUUCAAAGAAAGGCUGCAACAACGGCUCUCUGUGCCCGCCGACAAACAGAAACUGCUGGGCCUCACCAAUGCCCAAGGCGGUGCGGCGAAGGACACCGACCUCUUUCGUUCUCUGCGCUUCAAAAAGGAGCGGCAAAUGAUGCUGAUUGGAAGCACCGACGCUCAGCUCCUCGCUGCUGCGCAAGCGCACGCCGCCGCGCUAGCCGAGAGUGACAGUGUUGUUGACGACUUUCUCGCCUCGCCAAGCGGUGGUGCGCGUUUUUCUGAGGACGAACUUCGCACGCCGCUUCACCUGGAGCGCCUCGACAUGGCGCUGGAGCGGACGCGAAUCCAGCUGUUGCAUGCGCCGAGAAAAGGAAAAAAACUGCUCGUUCUCGACCUCGACUACACGCUCUUUGACUGCAAAUCUUUGGCAGGCAGCAUGGAAGACCUCAAGCGGCCGUUUCUCGAUCGUUUCAUGCAGGAAGUCUUCGAGGACUACGACAUCGCUGUGUGGAGUCAGACGCACUGGAAGUGGGUGGAGAUGAAGUGCACGGAGCUCGGCUUCCUGACCUCUUCCAAAUACCAUCUUUGCUUCGUUCUCGAUCGAAGACAAAAGAAAGGGAAAGGUUCGUCUCAGGAGGCAGGCGUCGAACUCCGGACCCACGAGGUCAAAGCUCUCGAGCUGAUAUGGCGGAAAUUUCCCGAGUUCUGGAACGCGAGCAACACCGUCCACGUCGACGAUCUGUCACGGAAUUUCGUCUUCAAUCCCAAAAACGGAAUCAAAGUUUCUGCCUACAGAAGAGAGAAGCGAAAUAACGACACAGAGCUGCUGCUUCUCAGCAUCUAUUUGAAACGCAUUGCGCAGGAAUCAGACGUUCGAAAUAUCCCGCACAAGCACUGGAAAAUCCGAGCAGCAGAAGAGGCGCGCCGUGGAGGGCUCGUCUCCGAGGACGUCACCCGUUUGGCUAGAAAAGCAAAGGAAUCCAACGGCGAUUAA